Dendronephthya gigantea is the source of this 1298-nucleotide messenger RNA. RefSeq lists its product as uncharacterized. Gene Ontology annotation, molecular function: acetyltransferase activity. NCBI's taxonomy places the organism in Eukaryota, Metazoa, Cnidaria, Anthozoa, Malacalcyonacea, Nephtheidae. The record is from RefSeq and is a predicted model, not a curated record. Bases 152 to 1072 code for a protein of 306 amino acids. The transcript has 2 exons.
AUGACAGAUGUUGUACCGGUGGUGUUGUGGUGUUGUAUAAGCCGUAAGCGCACCAGCAGAAACCGACAGAAGCGAGGGGCAUUCAUUUGGCGUCGUUCAUAUACUGUGACUUUGAGAAAAACUUUUCGUCCGCAUAGGGUUUUUGUGAAAAAUGGACCAAGAGAAGGAAAUGUUCACAUAUAAUGAGGCAAAGGACCUUCUUAAGGAAUCAUGGAGAAUAAAAAACUUUGAAGAACGUUUGAAGAAUGACAGAAAGAAUCUUGUGGAUGAAAUAGUUCAAGUUAUCCAUGAGAAUGUUGCUUUUCAAAGUAUUUCAAUGCUCAGUACCUCAGACAGAAAUAAACGACCAUCAAAUAAGGAAAUAAAAGAAAGAUGUGUUUUGGGUGUGGGUGGUUUAUGCUGUGAGUUGGCACCUUUCACAUGGGGUUUAUUUAAGGCUCUGGGGUUCUCUGUCAAAAUGCUCAACUCAAGAGUGACAUCCACGAUGACUACACCAAACAAUCAUGCAUUAGUGUUAAUAUUUGGCCUUGAGAAUCAGACUGAUAUUCAUCUCAUUGAUUGUGGUACUGGCUUUCCAACUUUUCGUGCAAUUUCAAUAAAUUUUUCCAAAGAAUCUCCAAUAUUCAGAGAUAGCUUUUUGGAAUACAAAUAUAUUCGUCUUAAUAAUGGACUGAUUUUACGCAUGCACGGAGAGGGUGACAGGUUUAGAACUAAUAACCCACCAAAAGAAGGCCUUGAUUUCUUCAUAGGCCAUUGGCGACGUUUCUAUUCUUUCGACCCCUCCCAAAACCCGCACGAUCCCCAACAGCCUGGAGAAGAUGCUUAUCGAACGGUAGUUGCUGGCCUUUCUCCGUUUACGUCGUCCCCACGUGCUAUUUGGUUUCCAAGAAAACAUGCUGUGGCCAUUACUAACAAUAAGUUGAUGAUCGAGAAUGAGGAUGGAAAAUUGCUGACAACCGUAUUGGAAAAUGAUGAAGAAAUUUUAAAGGCUUAUAAAGUCCAUUUUCCCCAACUAAAGCAAGAAACAGUACAACGUGCUUUGGCAGAAUGGCAUCGUGUGGCCGAGUCAUGAAACCGUACACCCCCCAACCACCCCCUUUCCACAUGGAUGACCCUUUCCUACAACUAGAAAGCUUAAUGUUGUAUAAUAUAACGAUUAUUCAGUAUAUUCACGAGCGAUUUUCCAGGCGAAAAUAUGAUCAAUGAUAAUCUAAUGUAAUCAUUGAACAGUGAACACUGUAGACAUUCAAUUUCCGACAAUACUUUAAAUAUGUAAAAUGCUGCAUUGCAAUUUACAC